AUGACCGAAUGUUCUGGGAGCAAUGUGGACAGAGAAGGGCUCCAGGAACUCGUUCAACGGUCAAAGAACAAGAACCUCGUAGUUGGCCGAUCAGGCCGAUGCGAGAUUUGGAUGUGCAGUCGUAGUGGUAAGAGGUUGCAACUGUGUCUACACUGUCGCUGGUGGUAGUGUUGGUGGUGCUGGUGCUGGUGGUGGUGGUGGUGGUGGUGGUGGUGGUGGUGGUGGUGGUGGUGGUGGUGGUGAUGGUGAUUGUGGUGGUGCUGGUGGUGGUGGUGGUGAUGGUGGUGGUGGUGGUCGUCGUCGUGAUCGUGGUAGUGGUUGUGAGGUUGGGGGUAGUGGUGUUGGUGAUGGCGGUGGCGGUGGACAGAACAGGAUGGGAGGUAGCGGCGAUGGCAGUUUAUGUCGAUGUAGAAAGACGUCGUGGCCUAGAAGUUUGCCGAUCUGACCUGCUUUUAAAUUGCCAUGAUGCGAUUAGAACCCUGGCCUGACGUUCUGCCAACUGAUUGGAUAACUCGGUCCUCAUCUCAGGAUGGAGGGCCAGGCUGCAACGGCUCCUUCUUAAUGAGGCCAUUAUAGCACAUCGCCCUACUUGGGUUACGAGCUACCCAUCUGUUUUCUAAAGUCUCAGGAAGCUUGUUUUUUCCGUAGCAUUGCUGAUUCUGUGUGGGGCGGAUGACAUCGAUCUCUGGCUUUAAAACAGCUUAUCUCAUCGCUUUACUGGGACAGAAGUUUAAAAUGUAUGAUAGGGUUUCUACGGAGUAACUUUUAUUAUAUCAUCGCACGUUGAUAGACUUUUUGGACGGACACAUUGAAGGUUUGUACUGACUAACCAUAAUAUAAGCUUUUUGCUUUAUGAGAUCUGACAUUCAAAGUUUUACCGAGUUUUGGUGAUAAAACUUUAUUUGAAAACAACCUAAGGACUGCAUAAUGCACCCUAUCCACCCCUGUCUACUGGAAACUGAUAGGACCCGGGAAGUCCUCACUAUCAACACAGGCAGGAUACCGACAUGGUAUAGUUUAAAAAAUUUGCCACUGAAAGUUUUGGAACAAAUGACACAAUGUACGAUAAGUAGUUAGAUUUUUUGAGUAGUUCUUUAGUUAUAACAUUGCAAGUAGUGUCCUAGCUGUCCAACUCAGAUUUUAUUGGUCAUGGUGUGCAGGAACUGAAAUAUUCUGAAUAUCCUUCAACACAAUAGCUCCUCUAGAUAAGCCGAAACGUUUGAACUCCGAGUAAUCACGCUUUUCGCUUUGAGGGGGAUUUCGAAACUUCGACCCUCUUUUUAUAGUAGACAAAAUAACUGAAGCCCUCUUCUUAUGCCCUAAGUAACACCAGCUAUCAAAACAUCAAACCCGACAAGAAAGAGCGCCGACAGCACUUGGAAUGACCCCUCAUCUGCACGGCUCAAUAGUCAUGCCAGAAAUCCGUGUGAACUUUAUUGUGCUUUUCCUGACUCUCUAGUACUCCACAGAAUAUUUUUCAGUCAAUCUGACUUAAUUAUGCAUUCAGAGGAAAAAUGGAGGAGGUAUUGAAAGACAACCGAAAAAGACAACCGCUGUGCCUUUUAAUUCGUUUAAUAUUUCUGAGGUCGAGUGAUAAUAAGGGAAGAAGUAAACGAGCGAUUUUAUAUUUAGAGCUCUGUUUUGAAGAAGAUGUUGGGAGGGGGAGGGUUUCAACGUCACACAGCUGCCCAAGUAUAGCCUACGGUACUUUCAUUAUUCUGAUUUACUAGAAAGGUCAUCUAAGCCAAUCUAGAAAAAGAAAAAAAGGAUGGAUGGCGGCUACUUUAGGUCAGUGGCGCAAAGUUCUAUUAGCUUGCCUUAAAUUCACUUUUGGGAAUUAACUACGCCGCACACUGUUUUGAAGUUGACUAGUUCCUCGAUUUACCUUUGACAGUCUUGCCUUCGCAGAGUUCUUUUAAAUUUCUGAUUGUCCAACAGUGUACGAUAGUCUGGCGUUCAGCAAACGUUCAGAGACUGGCUUUAAUUUAUACGCAAACAUGAGCAAGACAGCGUUUCCUGCAGUUACAG
Spirometra erinaceieuropaei is the source of this 2028-nucleotide messenger RNA. The record is from the annotation of a GenBank genome assembly. NCBI's taxonomy places the organism in Eukaryota, Metazoa, Platyhelminthes, Cestoda, Diphyllobothriidea, Diphyllobothriidae.